Colossoma macropomum (tambaqui) is the source of this 5282-nucleotide messenger RNA. It is a transcript of the gene bicral, whose product is annotated as BRD4 interacting chromatin remodeling complex associated protein like. NCBI's taxonomy places the organism in Eukaryota, Metazoa, Chordata, Actinopteri, Characiformes, Serrasalmidae. The record is from RefSeq and is a predicted model, not a curated record. Bases 242 to 2791 code for a protein of 849 amino acids. Gene Ontology annotation, biological process: positive regulation of DNA-templated transcription. The transcript is spliced from 11 exons. Gene Ontology annotation, cellular component: SWI/SNF complex.
UAUAAUUUUGUGAUAAAAAUUUCAAGGAAAAAACACACACAACCUCCUUCCUCCCCUUCCUUCGGGGAGGGAAGAGUGAGCGUGGAGAGAAAAAUCUAUCUGAGACAGAGCGAGGGACAGUGAGAAAAAUAGAUGAGUGGGAGAGGGAGAAGAAGAAGGAGGAGGAGGAGGAGGAGGGGGAGCAAAUUAAAAGUUGCCAAAUGGAGAUAUUGGGUUUCAAGAGGAGUGAGACAGGAGUGUCAUGGAUGAUGAUGACGAUCGCCGUCUUCUGGAUUUUAUAGGAGAUGUGCAAGAAUUGAAUGAAUAUCUUCAUGGCGACGAUAACAAGUCGAUAGAGGAGGAUGACCUAACAAAUGCUACAUAUGGGUCUGCAGGCUCCUUUUUCACAAGUGACACAGGUGGCUCAGAUGAAGGGCUUAAAGAUGACCACAAUCACCUGGAAGAGUUUGGGGAGGCUGGUGGAGCUGGACUUCAGCUCUCCAACAGUCUUCAGUUCAUCGAAGAUGAGCUUGAAGGGACCGUCUCCCCCAGUGGAAUUGAUCUUGGUGGUGAGGACCAGCCAUUUGACAUCCUUCAGAAGUCUUUGCUGGAGGCAGAUAUCACAGAGCAGACAUUGGCUCAAGAGGCCUUGUUGGACUCCCAGCCUACUUUAGCCCCUGCCACUACCACCUUCCCUCAGCAGCUGGUCUCUGGGGGAUUCGGUGGCGUUUCAGGAGCCGGAGUGAUGGCCCCAUUGCCCCUUGCUGGGGCGCAACCUCAGGCUUUUAUUCAGCAAGUUCCCCAGUUGCCAUUGGCAAAUGGACCAGCAGGACAUAUUCAGUUAGUGGGCUCGUUUAAUGGAGGUGCCCCCUCCAUGAUGACUAUCAACAGCCUGGAGCGGCCUCAGAUCCUGUUGAGGCCUGGUGGAAAUGCAGUGACGAACAGUACUGGCCAGGGUGCAGCCUUCGCCCCUGCUGCACCUGGACAAGUGUCAGUUCCCUUUAAUAAAGGUGCAAUACCAUUGCAGAAUAUUAUCAUUCAGAGGGGCCCUGCACCACAGACAUUGGUUAGGCCCAUUCAGCCUAAGCCCCUUCAGACAGGUGGACAAACUGUGUACAAUAUCAGCAACAUAGGGAUCCAGCAAAACACCACCACUACUGCAAAUCCAGGAAAUAAUGUCUACACAGUCAAUGGAUCUCCUCAGACUACCCAGCAGGUAAAAGUACUUAGUCAAGGCACCAGCAUUGUAGUACAUUCUCCAUUAGGACAGCAAGGACAGCCACAAACCCAGCCCAGUCUGCCCCAGGGGCAGUUUUUGCUACCCAGUUCUUUGGCCCUCACUACUGGCAGCACUGUCCAUGGCUUCCAGGCAGUGAAUGGACAAGUUCUCCAAUCCAACACACAAGUAGGUGACUCGUCCUUAACUAGCACUACUUCCUACUCCAUCUUGACCAAUCAGAAUACAGCAGUACAGAUAAUUGCUGGACAGAAUUUUGCCGCUGGGGGGCAGUUGAUAGUUAAUCAAGGUAUGGUUAGUGCAGGUCAGAUAGGGCAAGCUUCUCCUACAGCUGUUGUGCAGGUCUCCCAGAGGCCUGGUGUCGCAGCCAAAGUCUGGACCGCCAGUGCAUCGCAGAGUCCAGCAACUAUACCGACCUCCCAGGCUCCAAGCCGUCUCACCAUGGUUAACUCUGCAGCCCAGGGGCUCCAGGCACACCAGCAGAUAUCUGUCAGUGCAGUACCGCGCCUUUUAGUGCCUAUGGCACAGAACGCCACAAGCUCUUCACAUGUUGCAGGUCAAGAGCUACAGUUUGAAAAGCAGCAGGUACCCUUGAACCAGGAGUCCACUUUACUAACACAAAAAGGGCAGACACAAUUGGUUAAUCUUCUUGGUACCAAAGGUAUGAAAACGGUAACUCCCACUAACCAGGAAUCUCUUCUUACAACCACUUCGAAGAGACCCGCAACUCAGCAGCUUACCAGAGGAGGAAUGAUCCUCCAGCAAUUAAGAAGAGAUCAUACCGGAGUGAUGUCUCCAAACCGAGCACCCUUCACUUCUCUGAAUGAUGUCAUUGACAGAUUAUUACCCUAUCAUGUGUUCCAAGGAGCACCACCUUGUGAGGAGGAUUUUACCAAAGUGGAUGAAGAAUUUCAGGCAGUUGCUACACAAGUGUUGAAGAGAACGCAAGCCAUGGUGAACAAAUACAGGCGCUUGCUCAUGGUGGAGUCUGAGCGGUCCAGCCCAUCAUCAGAAAUAGUGAUGAUUGACAGAACGUUCAACCAAGAGGAGCGGAGCACGCUGACUCAAGACAAACGAAUGGUACUUGUAGACCCAGAUGGCUUCCUAGAGGACUUUUGCUGUGGGCCUAAGAAGAUGACUUCUCGCUCAGAAGCCAUGGAUUCAGUUGAAUAUGAGGGCUUCCCCAGUUUAAUGGGGGCAUCUCCUAGCCAAGACACGACAAACAUGGGAGGUGCACAGGGGACGGAUAUAUGUACGGAGCCUGCUUAUAGGACAGAAUCCUAUCCAGCUUUUGAGGAUCCAGGGGGUGGGAAACAGGGAGAAUAUGGAGAGACUGCCAUCAAGAUCACCAUAGACAUGAAGAAAAAGAGGUCCAAUAACAUCAUCAGUAGCAGCAGUCAGCACCACCAACGCCUUCACCAUGCUCAGCACUCCACAUCUCCUAGCCACUCUCAGCACAGCUCUGCCCAGCCCUAUCCUCCAGAACAGGCCCUGUCUUUAGACCAUAGUCACGUCUCACUGGCCGACACAGACUCUGUGCUUGAAGCCGCGGUGAACAGCAUAUUAGAAUGUUAGUGCCAUGUUUUUCUUUGUGUUCGAGAGAUUGCAUUUCAUACCAUCACAGUGACGAUGUGAGUAGAAUCCCAUGAUUUGUGAGAUUGGAGAACACAUUUCAACAAAACAAAAAGGUUUGUGCACAAAGUGUCCCUUCAGGUGAGCGGUAAUUAGGAAAGGGAAAAAUAGAAUGAUGGUGAUGAUCUAUUGUGCCUAUCAUUCUGGAAACAUUCACAUUAGAAAGCCUUGUUCGACACUGCAAACACAUACACACACACACACACACACAUGCCCUCAUGUCACACACAAGGCAGUGAUAUCUGACAAGUUCUGGUUAACCAUUACUGAUAUCUGUAGCUCUUGUACAUCAAUACUGAACAUCCUUAUUCAUAGAUCUGCUAUUCCAGCUUCAGCUGUAGUGUACUCUUGAACUAAUUAGACUGUCCAUAGAGGUUCUCUGUAGACUUCGUUGUUAGCCAUUAUCUAGCUAGCAACAUGAGAUGGUGGGUUAACACGUGCUUCCUCAGUGACGCUGCAAAUCACUGCAUCUUUUUAAGAUGGGCAUUGUUGCAGGGCACCUGAGUUCCCAGUUCUGAGCUUGUGACCUGACGGUUGGUCAUGACUGGCCAGCGUCACUUUGGGAUGAAUCUUUUUGUCCAUUUGUGCCACUCGAGAACCGAGAAAAUCCUUUUUAGUUUAAGACUAGGCUUCAUCUGUGUCUGGAAAAGCAGCCUUUGUGGAUCUUUUUUGCACUUAAGGCUAUACAUCCUCCUAGAUUUUGAUGGUUGAUUUAAAGUAGUAGUAUUCAAUCCCAGUCCUGUAAAUUUCCUGCACUGCACGUCUUGUGUUCUCUCUGCUUUUACAAUCCUGAAUCAAUUCUAAAAGGGUUUGGAAAUUAGCUAAUCAGAUGGAAACACAAAACAGUACAGUCUUGGUGAGGGAAUUGAAUACCACUGCAAGAGCAUUCCCUGUGCUCGUGUUUCUUGUAUUUAGCAUUUGGUUUUAUACCUUACAGGUAUGCAACUCCUCUCCACACAAACAAGCUCAUCCUGAGUGGUUUUGUGCAGGGGGAACUUAAGUCCUCAGAUUGAGGAAUGUUACUUUUUCUGUCUUCUUUUUUUGUUUUUUUUAAUAAUUCAUUUUUUAAUGACUUUGUUAGUCUGUGCUGCUCCUAGCCCUGGACAAAAAGACUGCUGUUGUGUACCUCUAGGAUGUGUUUGGGUGAGCCUACAGUGAAAAAUGCUGUCUUAAACAUUUUUCAUUUCCCUUGUGGAUGGUGACCCCUGCUGGUCAGGCAUUGCUCUCAGUGACAGUUGGUUUUCAGUCUUGGUAGCAACUAAUGUUUGCACACACAAACAUGUUUGUCUCUUUCAAGUAGUCCUCUGUUUUCUGCAGCCAGUAGUCUAGAUACCAAGAACUCUUUAGGUCUUUAGGUAAUGUAGAUGAGACUUGUGGCUUUGCUUGCACAUUGUUAUUUAAGGGAGACUGACAAGUUACCACAAACUUUGUUUAAAGCAUUUGUCAUUUUAACCUGAGAACAUAGUAAAGCCAAAAUCGGAAAUUUCAAAGCUGUUGAAAUGAUCUGUUUUUGUAUGUUACCAUUCAUUUUCAGAGGUAAUGCCUUUUAUAACUUGUUUUAACAUGGCUUUUCUGAUAUUUACAGAAAAUAGAAUUAUACUUGAUUUGCUUAGAUCAGUUAAACCCGUGGCAUUGAACGUUGUAGGAAUGGAAAGUGGCAAACACGACCCCACCCAGUAGCGUUUCAGAGUUCUGUGCUGGGGCUGCCAGAUUGUGGCUUUGCAGUUCCUGAUUGUGGCUUUAACCCUGCUUAUAACAAGUUAAUAACAGACCUGUUUACUUCAGCAGGAAGAGUUAGACCACUGCAGUGUAAAAGAGUAUCUAAUGAAGGCUGAUUAAGUGUAUGUACAUUUUCAGUUUAGCAUUUCAGUGUUGAACUGUUGCUUGUUUGCAUCUAAAAUAUCAGUUUCCUUAAUCAGCAACACUAAAUGCUUACGUCUUUCCCAGCAAUUCAACCAAAUAUGAUGGAUGAAAGAAGUUCAGGUUGUAUAUCUCUGUGAACUGAGCUGUUGUGUGUGUGGAGGGGGUUCACUCAGAAGACCUUUUUGUUUGAAGGGCUUCUUUGCCUUAGGAGAGUGUAUGUGAAAACACAGAUUUGAAUAUUGUUUAUUGUACUGUGUGAGUGUGGCCUUCACUGAAUCCUAACACCCCGUGGUAAAAACUGAAGUUGGGUUCCCAUGCUUUGAACAUUUCAUUUUCUACAUCACUCAAAGGUUUAUUUGUAACAUUUGUUUUAUAUGACAAAAUGUGAAAAAAGUGAAACACAAAAUAUUUAUAAUUUUUGUAAAGAAAAGAAUGUAAAAAUGAACAAAAAUGAAGUUAUUUUUAUUAUGUUCGUUAAACCAUGUUUGUCAAAUUGAAAUAUAUGGUCAGCUCUUGAUUUUUUUUGUGUUCACUACAACAGCAAAGAUCAAUCAAUAUUAAACUCAUUUUG